Messenger RNA from Pipistrellus kuhlii (Kuhl's pipistrelle), 1376 nucleotides. RefSeq names its product regulatory factor X associated ankyrin containing protein (gene RFXANK). Gene Ontology annotation, molecular function: protein binding. Gene Ontology annotation, cellular component: nucleus. The record is from RefSeq and is a predicted model, not a curated record. Lineage: Eukaryota; Metazoa; Chordata; Mammalia; Chiroptera; Vespertilionidae. Bases 503 to 1156 code for a protein of 217 amino acids. The transcript has 8 exons. Gene Ontology annotation, biological process: regulation of transcription by RNA polymerase II.
CUGGACGCCCCGCCUGCUUCCGCCCCCUUGCCCUCGAGGGAGAAAGCCCCGCCUGCCCGCCCCAAACUGGGGCCGAUUGGCUUCUAAGAGGCGCAAUGAGAUCCGCCGAGCCUUUGGAGGCCCCGCCCACUUCUCUGACCCCGCGGGACUAGGAGGCGCAGGAGCAAUUGCGAGGCUCCGGCUCCAGCGGAAGCCACGCCCCUCCAAUCCUUAAAGGGCCAGAAGCAGCUCCUACUGCUCCUGCCCUUCCGCACUUUUGGGGGGCAGGGUGCGCAGGCGCAGUGGGGGGCCUCUGGGGUGGGGGUAGUGGUCGAGUAUCAAGUUGCUUUCUGUCCCGACAGAAGAAGCCAGUGUGCUGACCAUCCAGGCUCCAGCUUGCGUCCCGCUACAUCAAUUGGAGGGGAAAAGUUUGUGAAUUGGGCCUCCAAGUUUUGGGGGAUCUGGGCUUGCGGCGAGCGGUGACAGAGAAGGUUCGUGGAAGGUGCCUCCAUUAGCUCCCCACAUGGAGUGCACCCAGCCUUCAGAGAACCUCAGCCCGACCCAGCAGCCUCCCACCCCAGAAUCUGGGGAACCUGAGGACCCCAGGGAUGAGGCCCCGGAUGGCUCAGACACAGUGGUGCUCAGUCUCUUCCCCUGCACCCCAGAUCCUGGGAAUCCUGAACCAGAUGCCGGCGCCUCUUCACCUCAGGGCAACUCCCUAAAGCACUCUACGACCCUCACCAACCGGCAGCGGGGGAAUGAGGUCUCUGCCUUGCCGGCCACCCUGGACUCCCUGUCCAUCCACCAGCUUGCAGCCCAGGGAGAACUGAGCCAGCUGAAGGAGCAUCUGAGGAAAGGAGACAACCUCAUCAACAAGCCGGACGAGCGUGGCUUCACCCCCCUCAUCUGGGCCUCAGCCUUCGGAGAGAAAGAGACCGUCCGAUUCUUGCUUGAAUGGGGUGCCGACCCCCACAUCCUGGCCAAGGAGCGGGAGAGCGCCCUCUCACUGGCCAGCACAGGUGGCUACACAGACAUCGUGGUGCUGCUGCUGGAGCAUGAUGUGGACAUCAACAUUUACGACUGGCCCGAGGAGCUGACCUCACCACCGAAGCUGACUCUGGCUACACCCCAAUGGAUCUCGCUGUGGCUCUGGGAUACCGCAAAGUGCAACAGGUGAUCGAGAACCACAUCCUCAGACUCUUUCAGAACAACCUGGUGCCCGACGACCCCGAGUGAAGGCCGCCUUCCCCACAGGGACUCAGACACUCAGGGAACAAGACGGUCGGCCCAGCGUUGGGGGAACCCAGCACUGGCUUCAGAGGCAGCUCCGGACGGACAGACAGACGGUGGGAGGGGUGCUUCCCGGCAGAAACCAAUAAAGCCGUGCAGAACUCGCA